This is a messenger RNA of Varanus komodoensis (Komodo dragon), 2505 nucleotides long. RefSeq names its product vomeronasal type-2 receptor 26-like. Gene Ontology annotation, molecular function: G protein-coupled receptor activity. Bases 1 to 2505 code for a protein of 834 amino acids. Gene Ontology annotation, biological process: G protein-coupled receptor signaling pathway. The record is from RefSeq and is a predicted model, not a curated record. Gene Ontology annotation, cellular component: membrane. The transcript is spliced from 6 exons. NCBI's taxonomy places the organism in Eukaryota, Metazoa, Chordata, Lepidosauria, Squamata, Varanidae.
AUGAUGAUGUUUCUCAUGGUGUCUUUGUUAAUGUUGGUAGCUCCAGUGGUCUGCAGCAGUCCUGUCUUGAAGUGCUGCGCCUGUGAGCCUCUUCCUAUUCUUCACAAGUAUUACCAGUCCGGAGACCUCAGCAUUGCUGGCAUUAUUUCCCAAGUCUACAGGUUUUCCAGUCCGAUGACCUUCUAUAAACACCCCUCUGAGGAGCUGCUUGAUAUUCUUUUCCAUUUCAGUCCGAGCUGGACCUACCUGGCCUCAAUGGAACUUCUCUCCACAUGGGGCAGAUUCAUCCCUAACUUUAAGUGUAGCUUUGAGAGCAACCCAGUAGCAGCUAUUGGAGGACCUGACAUUUGUUUCCACAUGGCAAACAUACUGUGCAUCUACAAAAUUCCACAGCUCACAUUUGGUUCUGCUCCAGAAAUGAAUAUUGCAACCCAUGCUGUUUUCUUCCAACCUAUGUUUCCAAAUGGGGUACAUCAACAGAAAGGCAUUCUCCAGUUACUGCUGCACUUUAAGUGGACGUGGGUAGGAGUUCUUUCUGUGAAUGAUGACAAUGGAGAGAGGUUUGUACAUGACGUGCUUCCCACAUUUUCCCAUCAGGGUAUCUGCUUUGACUUCAUAGAAAGAUUUCCAAUAGUGAAUUUUUAUACUGACUUCGUUGAUGUGAUGGAUGAAGCACCCAAAACAUAUGCAGUUGUCAUGAAAAGCAUAGCUAAUGCAAUCGUCAUAUAUGGGGAACUUCAGACCAUGUUAAUUUUGCGAAUGUUGCUCCAGUUUUCACAAGUGGAGGAUGUACCAAAGAAGUCCAAAAUCUGGAUUAUGACAGCUGAAAUUGAUUUCACUUCUGUUCCCUUCCAAAGGCCAUGGGAUAUUGGUUUCCUCCAUGGUGCACUAUCUUUUGCAAUUCACACAAAGAAGGUGGUGAGAUUCCACAAAUUUCUUCAGUCCAGGAAUCCUUCUUCAGGAAAUCAAGAUGGCUUUAUAAAGGAUUUCUGGGAGCAAUCAUUUAGUUGCUCACUCCCCAGCUCUGCAAUUCCUAAGGAGUCUGAGAAACCCUGCACUGGGCAAGAGAAGCUUGAGUCUCUUCCUGCAUCCAUUUUUGAAAUGAGCAUGACCAGCCACAGCUACAGCAUCUACAAUGCUGUCUAUGCAAUUGCACAUGCUUUGCAGUCCAUGCAGGCAUCCAAAUCCAAGCAAUUGAAACUGAAGGGGAGAAGGAGGCCGAAGAUUCAGAAUGUAGAAUCAUGGCAGCUCCACAACUUUCUCAGAAGCAUCUCUUUCAACAACACUGCUGGGGAUAAGAUUUCUUUUGACAAGAAUGGGGAGUUGAUAGCUGCAUUUGAUAUUAUCAACUGGAUCACAUUCCCCAACCAGUCCUUCCUCAGAAUCAGAGUUGGGGGGAUCAACCCCAGGGCUACCCCAGACAAUGUCUUCAGUAUUCAUGAGGAUUCCAUUACCUGGCCCAGCAGUUUUAACCAGACACAGCCACUGUCUUUGUGCAAUGACAAGUGCUAUGAAGGUUUUAGCAGGAAAAAGAAGGACGGGAGGCCAUUUUGCUGCUAUGACUGCCACCCAUGCCCAGAAGGAAAGAUUUCCAGUCAUGAAGACAUGGAUGACUGUUCUCCAUGUUCAGAAGAUCAUCAUCCAAAUGCUGCCCAGGAUUCAUGCAUUCCAAAGAUUGUAACAUUCUUGUCUUAUGAAGAACCUUUGGGGAAUAUUUUGGCCAGUUUUGCUCUUACCUUUUCUUUUAUCACAGCUCUGGUGGUUGGAAUCUUCAUUAAGCAUCAGGACACUCCAAUAGUAAAAGCCAAUAACCAAAACCUCAGCUACCUUCUCCUCAUUUCCUUACUGCUUUCCUUUCUUUGUCCCUUGUUAUUUAUUGGGAGACCUGAUGAGGUAAUGUGUCUACUUCGGCAGCCAGCUUUUGGCAUUAUCUUCUCAGUGGCAGUUUCAUGUGUGUUGGCCAAAACCAUAAUUGUGGUUCUGGCUUUCAUGGCCACCAAGCCAGGGUCCAGCAUGAGGAAGUGGACAGGGAAUAAGUUGGCAUCCUUCAUUGUUAUUUCCUGCUGUCUCAUUCAGGCUGCUAUUUGUACUGUGUGGCUGGCAACCUCCCACCCAUUCCCAGCUCUUGACAUGCACUCCAUGAAUACAGAAAUUGUACUGCAGUGUAAUGAAGGAUCAACCCUCAUGUUCUAUUGUGUCUUGGGCUUUAUGGGUAUCCUGGCCAUUAUCAGCUUCUCUGUGGCUUUCCUAGGCAGAAAGUUGCCAGACAGUUUCAAUGAAGCCAAGUUCAUCACCUUCAGCAUGCUGGUUUUCUGCAGUGUUUGGCUGUCCUUUGUUCCAACAUACCUGGGCACUAAAGGAAAGCACAUGGUGGCUGUGGAGAUCUUCUCCAUCUUGGCCUCUAGUGCUGGGUUGUUGGGGUGUAUCUUUUUCCCCAAAUGCUUUAUCAUUGUGCUGAGGCCUGAACUGAACAGCAGAAAGCAGCUAAGAACAAGAAAGUAUUAA